Molecule: messenger RNA, 5053 nt
Organism: Orcinus orca (killer whale)
Lineage: Eukaryota; Metazoa; Chordata; Mammalia; Artiodactyla; Delphinidae
Gene: CASP2
Product: caspase 2
Exons: 11
Coding region: 1483-2769 (428 amino acids)
Biological process (GO): proteolysis; regulation of apoptotic process
Molecular function (GO): cysteine-type endopeptidase activity
Source: RefSeq, a predicted model, not a curated record
GGGGAGGGUCCCAGGGGUCCGUAGUGGGACCCAGGGAGGGAGACGCGGGUUUCAGGCGUAUGGCCCUGGCGCCCCUCCCCUCGGAGCCCCUGGAAGCCGCGGUGUCCAAGCUUCCAGCCAAGGGUGGGAGGCCGGCUGAGCCCCCGAGGGGAGCGCGGGCGGGCGAAUCUCUUCUGGGCCUCGUCCCUCUCGAGCAAAGAUUCCCCAGCCUCCAUUCUUCCAAUCCCGGAGGCUCUGAACCAGGCGAGCUCUUUCCAGUCCUGUCAAAUCUCGGUUUCUCUUAAAAGAUUCUUGAUUCUUUCUUUUCCUCGGUUCCCUUUUGAGGAACUAAACUCUGUACUCAUAAACACCGAUGAGACCUGCAGAUCUCGGAAUUCUGCCUGAUGUGCAUUUGUUUCGGAUUGAAUAUAUCAUGAUCCGUAUUGCGUUGGGUGUAAUGACCAGAUUUUCACAGCAGUCAACACAGAUUUUGGGGUUUGGGUGUACUCUGAGACAAGGAAGUUCCCGAGGCUCCGAGUGUCUCAGCCUCUGCCCCAGUUAAAUCGUAUCAUGGCAGACAUCGCCCAGGAUAACAUAUUUUAAUGCCUCCCGGUCCAGACCCAGGUGAUGAAUUGAGGACUUUGGAACCAGAACCUGCAGAAGGACACAGAAUCAAGACUUAAGAAUCGUCUUUGUGUCCUUUCCUCCACCCGCUCCCCCCUUUCCCGAUGUGUUCUAAAGUUCUAGGUGAUUGUGGUUACUUUUGGAAAGUCCACCUUUGAGACUCCCCGUAGUAUGGAAUCCUGCAAGGAGCAGGUGUGUGUAGAAUGGAUACUGCUUCAGAUUAAACCUAAUAAGUUAUUGAUUGAAAAUUCAAGUCUACAACUUAGAGUUAAGAACGGGGAGUCGAUUAGUGAAUUGUGUGGAUGAUACUGAGUAGGGAGAGGCUUUUUGAGGGGGCUUCCUAACGGAAUGUCAACAUUUAAGGGCAGGCCAAAGGUCCUGUGAAGGAAACGGGGACCUAGUAAGCAGAGAGGGAAACUGGAGAGAAUGGUGUCAUGGAAACCAAGGGAGGAGAAAGUUUUAAGGAGAAAAUGCUACUGGUAAAUUAAGGGAAAAAAGUCGAGUAAACCCACCCCACCAUUGGUGUGUAUCCUGAGGAAAUACCCAGAAUCCAGCUACGAUGUUAUUUUGCGAUUGAACUAUUAACACUUUUUUUUUUUUUUUUUGCGGUACGUGGGCCUCUCACUGUUGUGGCCUCUCCCGCUGCAGAGCACAGGCUCCGGACGCGCAGGCUCAGCGGCCAUGACUCACGGGCCCAGCCGCUCCGCGGCAUGUGCGAUCUUCCCAGACCGGGGCACGAACCUGUGUCCCCCGCCUCGGCAGGUGGACUCUCAACCACUGCGCCACCAGGGAAGCCCAACACUUAUUUUUACCAGAGUUCAUACACGUUGUCAUUGUUAGCUGCUUUGGUAUGUUCCAAGGAUACUGGGAGUGUAUGGCAUGCAUCCUGACCAUCAGGAAGCUCUCAAAAAGAACCGAGUGGUGCUGGCCAAACAGCUGUUGCUGAGCGAACUGUUAGAACAUCUCCUGGAGAAGGACAUUAUCACCUUGGAAAUGAGGGAGCACAUUCAGGCCAAGGUGUGCAGUUUCAGCCAGAAUGUGGAACUCCUCAACUUGCUGCCCAAGAGGGGCCCCCAGGCUUUUGAUGCCUUCUGUGUGGCCCUGAGGGAGACCAAGCAGGGUCACCUGGAGGACCUGUUGCUCACAACCCUGGCUGGUCUUCAGCACAUACCCCCACCGGUAUGGAGCCCUAGACACGUGUUGCGCUGCGACUACCACUUGCGUCUCCCUUUCCCGGUGUGUGAGUCCUGCCCCCCCCGCAAGCAGCGCCGCCUGUCCCCAGAUACAGUGGAACACUCCCUAGACCAUGGAGAUGGGCCUCCCAGCCUUCAGGUGAAGUCUUGCACUCCUGAGUUUUAUCAAGCGCACUACCAGCUGGCCUAUAGGUUGCAGUCUCGGCCUCGUGGCCUGGCACUGGUGCUGAGCAACGUGCACUUCACUGGCGAGAAAGACUUGGAAUUCCGCUCUGGAGGGGAUGUGGACCACAGCACUCUAGUCACGCUCUUCAAGCUCUUGGGCUACAAAGUUCAUGUUCUUCUUGACCAGACUGCACAGGAAAUGCAAGAGAAGCUCCGGGAUUUUGCCCAGCUACCCGCUCACCGUGUCAUGGACUCCUGCAUAGUGGCACUUCUCUCCCACGGCAUGGAGGGCGGUGUCUAUGGCGUGGACGGCACGCUGCUUCAGCUACAAGAGGUUUUCCGGCUGUUUGACAAUGCCAACUGCCCGAGCCUACAGAACAAACCGAAAAUGUUCUUCAUCCAGGCCUGCCGUGGAGAUGAGACGGAUCGUGGGGUCGACCAGCAAGACGGGAAGAACCAUGAGAGAUCCCCUGAGUGCGAGGAGAGCGAUGCCAGUAAAGAGGAGGGGCUGAAGAUGCGACUGCCCACUCGCUCGGACAUGAUUUGUGGCUACGCCUGCCUCAGAGGGACCGCUGCCAUGCGCAACACCAAGCGGGGCUCCUGGUACGUGGAGGCCCUCACUCAGGUGUUCUGUGAGAGGGCCUGUGACAAGCAUGUGGCCGACAUGCUCGUGGAGGUGAACGCGCUCAUCAAGGAGCGUGAAGGCUACGCCCCGGGCACGGAGUUCCACCGAUGCAAGGAGAUGUCCGAGUACUGUAGCACUCUGUGCCGCCACCUCUAUCUCUUCCCGGGACACCCUCCCACGUGAUGCCACCUCCCAUCACCUGGGCCACAUGGAGGCCGCUGGACCACGGGAGGUGUGAUAGAGCCUCCUGUCUCUAGGACGCACGGUUUCUGUCCCUCCCCCUCAGGGAUUGGGAAUAUCCCAGGCUCAUUUCACACGCCCAUCGUCUCCAUCUUUGACCUCGGACUACAGGCCGGCUACUCCCAUGGGAGGCUCUCUCCCUGUGGAACCAGCUCCGGCUGGACUUGUUGCCUGGAGCGUUUGGCCUCAGUUGAGGGACCUGGCAAGUGAUGUUACGAACAUAGUGUCUCGAUGGGUGGGGAGAGGGCAUGUGGGUUUCCUCCAUGUUCGUGUUCAGUUUCUGCCCCCAGGGCUCUUGUAGGAAGCGUUUGGUGAUUGCUUUUAUUACUUUAGUUGAGAUGUCUCAGAGGUCAUCUCCCAUCUUUUCUGUCACAUCCCAGCCCCAUUUGUCUCAGAGUGAGAGUUUGGAAGGUGUCCUGGUUUAACAUAGACCUUUUUCAUUUGGUUUCAAAAGGCCAAGCAGGACAGCAGUCACUCUCUGCUGCUGUGGGUGGGCCCGUACCUGUGCAUUCAUUCCCUUCGGUUCCAGAAUGUCACCCCCCGGAAGGACUGUCUUCUCAACUCCACUCUUGGCUCCUUGGGGCUCAGGGAAUCCAGCGUUCAGCAGAGGUUAGGGUUUGGAUGCCUUGUAUCUGUUGCCUGUUGAUCUUUGCCCACGGAAGUUUCAAAGAUCUUUUAAUUGGUUGUCCUUUCUCUGAGCUUUGUACCUGAAAUGAGCCCUGCAGGGAGUGUCAGCAGAGGCAGAUAAGAGUGGUAUGCUUGUUCAUACUCUGUAAUCUGUCACCUUAUCCUCGUUUUUCUUCCUAUGAAGUGUCCCCUCUAUAAAAGCUUCCUAGUUAUCUCCCUGCUUCCUGUUUCUCCCCUCUUCACCUUCGUCUCAUCCUGUUUACUGCUGCCACCAGCUCUGUCUAAAAUACUGCUUAAUUGGAUCAUUUGGCUGCUCAAGGAUGUGAUGUAGUACCUUGUUCCCUCUUUCUGCUUCAGUAUUAAAUCCCCUCUUGAUUUUAUGUGGUCAAUUUCCCCUUCCUGUUAUGACUUUCCAUUUCAGGGAGACCACUGCUGUAUAUGUUAUUUGUUCACCCUAGAAGCCAUCUUUAUCUGUGCUUUUAUGAAACUUCCUUAUUCUUUUUUUUUUUUUUUUUUGCGGUAUGUGGGCCUCUUACUGCCGUGGCCUCUCCCGUUGUGGAGCACAGGCUCCGGACGCGCAGGCUCAGCAGCCAUGGCUCACGGGCCUAGCCGCUCCGCGGCAUGUGGGAUCUUCCCGGACCGGGGCACGAACCCGUGUCCCCUGCAUCAGCAGGCGGACUCUCAACCACUGCGCCACCAGGGAAGCCCAUUGGUUUGGGUUUUUAAGUAUAAAUCUGAUGCUGUUACUCCCCUGCUUGGAAUCCUCUGGUUUCCUAUCACACCUCAAAUAAAAUCCAGACUCUUUACCUUGGCCUGCAGGGCCUCACUAAGUGCUGAUUUCCCCGUAACCCACUGCUGUCCUCAGUUUCUCAGACAUUCUGAGGCCUUUCCUGCCCGAGGCCAUCAGACACUCCUGGGUCCACUGAGUCCACUCUUGUCUCUGGUGGCUUCUUUCUUUAUCCUUCAAGUCUGAGCUUAAAUGCCACCUUGUUGUGGAGGCCUUCCCAGGCCAUUCUGUCUCUAAGAAUCACGUUUCUUUAUUACUGUGUCCUGUUUAAUCCCCCUUAUUGCACUUAUCACAAUGCGUAAUCAUCAAUUAGCGUGCUUCACUUGUUCAUUCCCGUCUCCACUUUAAGCUCCAUGAGAGCAGAAACCUUCUCUUUUGUUCACUAACAUGUACCCAGUGCCUGACAUGUCUUGGAUCUUCAAUAAAUGUUUGCGGAAGGAAGGAAGCGACCCUGGCUAGACUCCUACUUUUUGACAAAAUUUCCCUUUUGGCAAAAUACCCAGUUUAGUACUUGUACUCUGUAUUUUCCCACGUUUUGUUUCAUCCACUCGUAUUAUUAGCUCCUGAAGACAGAAGUCGCACGUAGGACAACUUUUUCCACACCUCGUGUGGUUCCGGGCACACUGCUCAGCCUCUCGUGGUUCAGGUGCUCGGUGAAUACUUGUUCUGCAGGGCUUCGGAGACUUGUUGCCAAGUGCUGCCCUGGGCUCGGUAUCGUAUGGAAGUAUUUGGGUGACAGAACCCUUCCUCUUCCCACUGCCAGGAUUUUGUAUUGCCAUCUGGUGCCAAAUAAACGCUCAUAUUUAUUACCGA